Mirounga angustirostris (Northern elephant seal) is the source of this 1890-nucleotide messenger RNA. RefSeq names its product guided entry of tail-anchored proteins factor 3, ATPase (gene GET3). Bases 628 to 1674 code for a protein of 348 amino acids. Gene Ontology annotation, cellular component: GET complex. Gene Ontology annotation, biological process: post-translational protein targeting to endoplasmic reticulum membrane. The transcript is spliced from 7 exons. Lineage: Eukaryota; Metazoa; Chordata; Mammalia; Carnivora; Phocidae. Gene Ontology annotation, molecular function: ATP hydrolysis activity; ATP binding. The record is from RefSeq and is a predicted model, not a curated record.
CCACUACCGGACUUGUUCUCCCUCUAAUCCACUUGCAGUCCAGGGACCUGUCUUCAGCCAACUAAUCGGUUCGUCUCUGAUUGGUUUGCGUCAAGAGCCAGGUGGCUCACAGCCAAUUGGAUAGCAGAGGAGACGGACCUGAGGCGAUGUUGGGACCCAUUUUGGAGAAUAAGGACAAAUGAUCGACAAGAAGUUGAACCUAUGGAGUCAGGCCAGGGCGGACCUCGGAUCUAACUUCAAGGAAAGGGCAUGGACUUGGUGUUUGGCUGGUUGCUAAGGAGAGGUUGGCGGCUACGGGGAGGUGAGAAUGAUUGGUGAAAGUGAGAAAAAAUGUAGCCAAUGAGAGGAGAGCUGAGAGACUUGGGAACCAAUCAGAGAAGGGGAGUAGUCAAAAGUACCAAUAUGUUAAUUCGGCAGGGGGAGUCUUUGAAAAAACUUGGACAAGAGGGCGACUAAGUGAACCCUGGAAGCGAAAGACAUUGGAAAUAUAGUUUCUAUUAUCUCCUAAAAAUCAGGCCAUGAGGAAAUUAAUUCAGGCUCCUAGACUUGAUGGGUAUGUGCUAGGCAAUUUCCCCUGUAGGUUCUUUUCGUGGUGCGCUCCGCUUGAUCACGUGAGCCGGUUCCAAGAUGGCGGCAGGGGUGGCCGGGUGGGGGGUUGAGGCAGAGGAGUUCGAGGAUGCGCCUGAUGUGGAGCCGCUGGAGCCCACGCUUAGCAACAUCAUCGAGCAGCGCAGCCUUAAGUGGAUCUUCGUCGGGGGCAAGGGUGGCGUUGGCAAGACCACCUGCAGCUGCAGCCUAGCGGUCCAGCUGUCCAAGGGGCGGGAGAGUGUUCUGAUCAUCUCCACCGACCCAGCCCACAACAUCUCCGAUGCAUUUGACCAGAAGUUCUCCAAGGUGCCCACCAAGGUCAAAGGCUAUGACAACCUCUUCGCCAUGGAGAUUGACCCCAGCCUUGGCGUGGCCGAAUUGCCUGACGAGUUCUUCGAGGAGGACAACAUGCUCAGCAUGGGCAAGAAGAUGAUGCAGGAGGCCAUGAGUGCCUUCCCCGGCAUUGACGAGGCCAUGAGCUACGCAGAGGUCAUGAGGCUGGUGAAGGGCAUGAACUUCUCGGUGGUGGUGUUUGACACGGCGCCCACAGGCCACACACUGAGGCUGCUCAACUUCCCCACCAUCGUGGAGCGGGGCCUAGGCCGCCUCAUGCAGAUCAAGAACCAGAUCAGCCCCUUCAUCUCCCAGAUGUGCAACAUGCUGGGCCUAGGGGACAUGAACGCAGACCAACUGGCGUCCAAGUUGGAGGAGACGCUGCCCGUCAUCCGCUCCGUCAGCGAACAGUUCAAGGACCCUGAGCAGACAACGUUCAUCUGCGUGUGCAUUGCUGAGUUCCUGUCUCUGUAUGAGACGGAGCGGCUGAUUCAAGAGCUAGCCAAAUGCAAGAUUGAUACCCACAACAUCAUCGUCAACCAGCUCGUCUUCCCUGACCCUGAGAAGCCCUGCAAGAUGUGUGAGGCCCGCCACAAGAUUCAGGCCAAGUACCUGGACCAGAUGGAGGACCUGUACGAAGACUUCCACAUUGUGAAGCUGCCGCUGCUGCCCCACGAGGUGCGGGGGGCGGACAAGGUCAACACCUUCUCUGCCCUCCUCUUGGAGCCCUACAAGCCCCCCAGUGCCCAGUAGCACUGCUGCCAGCCCGAGUUGCUACCAUUUCACAUCCCCCCUCCACCCCCCCGGGGGGGCAGAGUUUGCACAAAGUCCCCCCCAUAGUAUAGGGGGAGCCACUUGGGGGGCAGGGGGCGGGGAGGAGGUCUGUUCCCCCUGGUGGGGCUGAGGGGGCUGUAGCUGCCCCCCACCUCUCCCUGCCUCUCGCCCCUCAAUAAAAUGAUCUUAAACCAC